CCACUCAUCAGCAAGGACAAAACGGCGAGUUUCAGUCCAUCUGCUUCAAAUCUUUUAACCUGCCACUGUGUCCAUCUCUUCGCUCUCCUCCUCAAGAAAUGUCGUCGUCUUCUUCAAUCUCAUCGUCGUUUCGAUUAUUCACCACCAAAAUCCCUAGCUCAAUUCUCAAACCUAAAACCCCAAAACCUCCAUCCAUCUCUUUCCCCAAAAGACCCAUCACUUUCCAAGGAAUCCCCACUAUAUCCUCCGCCUCCCCUCCGCCGCCGUUCGCAUCCGCAUCGAGCUCCACGUCCCUGCAGCCCGUCGAGGACCUCCCUCCGAAGCUCCAGGAAAUCGUCAAGCUCUUCCAGUCUGUACAGCUCCCGAAGGCCAAGUACGAGCAGCUCCUGUUCUACGGCAAGAAUUUGAAGCCGUUGGAUGAUCGAUACAAGACGAAGCAGAACAAAGUGGAGGGAUGCGUCUCGCAGGUGUGGGUCAGGGCGUAUCUUGACUCAGAGAAGAAUGUGUUUUUCGAGGCUGAUUCCGACUCGGUCCUUACCAAGGGACUCGCUGCUUUGCUAGUUAGCGGGUUAUCGGGCCGCCCGGUGGAUGAGGUUUUGCGGGUUUCGCCUGAUUUCGCGGUGCUUCUGGGGCUGCAGCAGAGCCUGACUCCGUCGAGGAAUAAUGGGUUUUUGAAUAUGUUGAGGUUGAUGCAAAGGAAGGCGAAGGAGUUGCUUGUGGAGGAAGAAAAUGGAGGGGAGAGUGAGCGUUUCACGGCGAAAAUUGAAGAUAGUGUCGAAAGUUUGGAACUUGGAGUGGAUUCUGAAGUGGGCGGGGGAAAGAAUUCGAAUUCGGGUUUGACAGUUGAUGGUGGGAAUGAGGGUGAGGAUAUUGGAUUGAGUUCUAGAGAAAAUGUUAAGCAAUUGGAACUGGUAGCGAGUGAAACGAGCGAAAAUGUGGGAGAUUCAGGUGACUUGGGAAGCAGAGGGAAGAGAAUUCAGGAGAAAUUGAUGCGAGAGUUAAGUCCUGUGGAAUUGGAAGUGGAAGACAUAUCUUAUCAACAUGCCGGGCACGCUGGGGUUAGAGGAAGUGGUGAUGGGGAGACGCAUUUCAAUGUGAGAGUUGUGUCUAAGGAGUUUGAAGGGAAGAGUUUGGUUAAGAGGCAUAGGCUUAUAUAUGGUUUGUUGCAAGAAGAAUUGCAAAGUGGACUACAUGCAUUGUCGAUUGUGGCAAAAACACCAUCUGAAGUGAGUGGAGGGUGAAGGCACGGCUCUGGGUUUCUCAUGUGAAAGAGGUGACCCGAUUGUUCUGCACCUGUGUCCGAAGUGCCACAGCGUGAUUGACAGGCAGGUAAACCAAGCUCGAUAUUAAGCGAACUGAUCCCAACCUUCCUUCUCCAGGUCUCUGUGUGAAAGGUGCAAGAGAUUGAGUUGCUAUGAGCCUGUCAGAAAAGUAAAGCUCCAUAUCCAGAUACUCAAAUCUUAUAUCGAUUUUCCGAUUAGGGUUGGAGAAAUUUGCGAGGAAAGUGAAGUCGCCGUUGAAGUAUUCCGGUGAGUCGAAGUAGAUGGUGUUGAGGCUUGCAUUGGGGAUGUCAAAUGAUGGGGUUUUCGGUUUGACAACUAGGAAGAGUAUCAAAGUUGCAAUUCCAAAGAAAAUAAGAAUAAGGCUAAAUAUGAGACACGCAAUAGCACAGCACCAUAUGAGCGGAUUUGUCCGCUGAGGUUGCCGCAGUCUUGUUUGCUUUGUCGGUUUACUUGAGACUAGAUUUACUUCAUCAGGUGCUGGGGCUCCUCGAUUCGCAGCGAACUUUGAUAUGAUGAUUUGGGAGAUUGGUGUACUUGGCCUUGGGGACCGGGGCGGGCGUCUGGUAUGCCGUUGGGGCGGGGGUUGAGGUAGCGGCGAAGGUGGAAUUGGAGACGGCGGUGGAGGUGGGAGGGCUAACAUCUCUGAAGAACAACCAGAAGCAAAACAGGUGAACUGAACCUUGUAAUGAAGGGGGAAGAUGAAGAUAAUUGUUUGUUUAAAUAAAUGAGGAAACUGAUUAAAGCAAGUAAAGGAAAAGAAGCUUUUGGUUGAGGGGUAGGAGUGGUAUUUGCAAAAGAGGGUUUUGGUGGAGCUAAAGGUGGGAUGUUUGUGUUUGAAUGGUUUUGCUUUUGAACUUGCUGAUUGCAAGCACUGUUUGAAACAGAAGUGGCCCUGAUCUGCAAAGUGCUUUGAUUAUAAGCACUUUUGAUUGGUUUGACCAGUCGAAGUUGUGAAUGGUUAGAGGUACUGCCAGCUUGCAGCUCUUAUUGAACGCCUAAAAAUGUUUUUAUCGACAACUAAAAAUGCUUCUAACUGUAUUUAGUAUAAAUAGUUAAAGUGCCUUCUACGACAUAAAAACAUUUUGUGAAAGAGCAUAUAUCAGAUGAUUUUUCAUGA
This is a messenger RNA of Malus domestica (apple), 2400 nucleotides long. RefSeq names its product sufE-like protein 1, chloroplastic/mitochondrial. The record is from RefSeq and is a predicted model, not a curated record. Gene Ontology annotation, biological process: iron-sulfur cluster assembly. NCBI's taxonomy places the organism in Eukaryota, Viridiplantae, Streptophyta, Magnoliopsida, Rosales, Rosaceae. Gene Ontology annotation, cellular component: chloroplast.